GGAUAAGCCCAAGAAUGAAUGGUUCAUGGUUUAAGUAAGAGAAAGGGGGGUCUCAGGGUUCACCGAUCCUCUUGUCGGAGAGAAAACGAAGCCAUCUUUCCUCGUAUUCGAAGGAAAAGGAGCGGUUUGUUUGUUGGUGAUUGUGGGAUUUGAACCCGCCACCUGCUCGUAACAGGUUCGGGAGCACAGUGGACAUGGUCGUCAGGGGCCUGCGUAACACAGGGCUGCUAAACGGUCUCCCCAGUGUAUGCGCCCUUGACAGCAUACACCACGCCACCAGAACAAUGUCACAUCUUUGCUGCGAGCCUUCGGUGGCCUCCUUAGCAAGGCCGAUGGAGGCUUGGCAGCUCACCAGCAAGCCAACAGCAUUGAAAGCCUGUCAUCUGGCGAUUGCAGCCGUCGUCAAGUGGGAGGGACACUCCAGUGUUGCACCCUCCCAUCUACCACGCAGGAAAUGCAGAGCGGCGCAUCCUCAGCAUGGAAGUCAAGCACACUGUUCUUCCUGCAAUGGUUUCCUCAAGCCUAUUCACUCCAAAAAACAUCGUUCGGCGGCAGCGAAAGCAAGCCUCUGGGAUUCAAUUCGUUCCGGCCUUCUGCAGAGAUCGCCCACGGAAUCAGCGGAUACUGUCUUGCAGUAUGAGGAGGAAGGGGGGGGAGAGAAAGAGAAGUCGAAUGCCGGAGAGGAAUACCCUAAUGAGGAAAAGGAGGUGGUUCUUGUCGAGAAAGUGCAGGAUGAUGGGUCAAUAACAAAGAUUGUGUAUUUGUCGGGAGCGGAGUUGGAUGUUUAUCAGCUGGAAGUUCUUUGCGACAAGGUAGGUUGGCCUAGAAGACCUCCUAAGAAGGUAAAAGCUGCACUGGAGAACAGCUACCUGGUCGCGUCUCUUCAUCUCGUUACACAAUAUCCACAAUCUUCGGAAUCCGGGGAAGUGCGGGAAGAUCGGGUGCUGAUUGGAAUGGCUCGAGCCACGUCCGAUCAUGCAUUCAAUGCCACAAUUUGGGAUGUGUUGGUGGACCCACUUUAUCAGGGCCAGGGCCUGGGGAAAGCAUUGAUAGAGCAGACAGUUCGAUCGCUUUUACGGAGAGACAUUGGCAACAUCACGCUGUUUGCCGAUGCGCAAGUCGUCGACUUCUACAAGAACCUAGGCUUUGAAGCCGACCCAGACGGAAUCAAGGGUAUGUUUUGGUAUCCCCGGUUUUGAGCUGAUGGGGGAGAAGGUUCUGCUCUGCUUGUUCUCACGUGGUACCCGGGGCGGGGACACCAAAGCAGUGGGCAACAUCACGCUGUUUGCCAAUGCGCACGUCGUCGACCUCUACAAGAACCUCGGCUUUGAAGCUGACCCAGACGGAAUCAAGGGUAUGUUUUGGUAUCCCCGGUUUUGAGCUGACAGGGGAGAACUUCAAGGUUCUGCUCUGCUUGUUCUCGCGUGGUACCCAGGGCGGGGACAGCAAAGCAGCGGGAGAAAGGAAUGCCCGGAAGACCGGAAGAGGCUGCGCUUCUUGCCCUGUUUGACAAUCAUCUUUGUAUUCAGCAAAUCUAAUGCAUCCUGUCUCCUCCCCCAUCGUCUACAGGCCCGAAAAGGCGAGGCAAUCUUCAGAAUUUCAAGUAUUUUGUUCCUUCCUUGCCCAUUCUUCCCAGCCUUCCUUAAGGCUUGAUCUGCUUUCCAUCGGGUGGGUAGGCAGAUCUCAAAUAGGCUUGUAAGCUCGCGUGGCGAGCUGUGUAGCAUUUCUGUAUGUGCGCUAACUGUUUCUUUGUACAGUUUGUACAGCCUGUGCAUACAUGCAGCCAGAUCAUGCAUCAAUGGGUGCAUGGAAUGCGCUCCAUACGGGUCUUCGCACUGGCGACUUCGAGGCUACUUCAGACGUCUGAAAUGCGUAUCCAUCGUAUGUACACAUUUGUUGCUCUUCAGGGAAGAAGUUGUUUACAUCUCCAGUUUCAUUCUUCAUUUGUCUGACAUAUAAUGGUUAAUAAAAGUAGUGUAGCAGCAGCCGAUUCUGGCUCAUACUUUAGGUGUGCCUCUUGUUUACAUCUCCAGUUUUCUGGACCUUGGAUCACACAAUGAUACUAGGAUCAUGUCACUUAGCAUGCAUCCCUUCCUCAUGUCAAGGGAGUCAAUGCGAUAGGCGGCUUCAAGCUCGUUCAUCUGCCAGACUGGUAAUUGGUGGUUACCUCUUGGGGACGGUUGCCAUGAAGUGACAGCCAAGAUCUCUAGGGUUGUCUGUGUAGGUUCAAGGAGUGAGGCUGUUUGAUCGGGUUUAUGACUUGUGGAAGAAUCAAAUGUGAUAAAUGGCUCACGUCAAG
Molecule: messenger RNA, 2299 nt
Organism: Chara braunii
Lineage: Eukaryota; Viridiplantae; Streptophyta; Charophyceae; Charales; Characeae
Source: the annotation of a GenBank genome assembly